Gaeumannomyces tritici R3-111a-1 is the source of this 2414-nucleotide messenger RNA. RefSeq lists its product as hypothetical. Lineage: Eukaryota; Fungi; Ascomycota; Sordariomycetes; Magnaporthales; Magnaporthaceae. The coding region runs from base 153 to 2414 and encodes 753 amino acids. The record is from RefSeq and is a predicted model, not a curated record. The transcript has a single exon.
ACCACAGCGACCAUGUAUUUCUGCCCCUCCCCCGCAAUUUGCAAUGUUUGGCAGCAAAACGCGACCUUAUACUGCCCAUCACUACUCGACCUGCCAGCCCGCGGCAUCCCUACCAUCCAUCCAACUAGCAUCUUGCCAGCAAUCGACUCACCAUGGCGCAAAUGCCGCGGUGGGACAACCUUCUCGGCAGCUCCGCCGUCGACGACAUGAUGACGGAGCUUAGCAUAGCCAAGGUCGGCGAACCAGUUGGCGAGCCGGGUUCGCAAGGGGAGGGAGUUCCCAAUCUACAGAAAGCCCUCCUCCAGACACGCGACGACAGUCAACGGCGCGAGGGUCCAUAUCGGCCGCUGCUCGAGCCCCAGGAGAUCAGAGUGCUCGAGCUCAAGCCAGGCUCCGGCGAGGAUGAGGUCCGCUGCUCGCUGCACCAUUGCAGUCUCGACGUGCCCAUCAGGACCAGGACCGGUGGGCGCUGGGAAACAGACCCGGAGGUGCUCAGGCGGCAGCGGAUGGUUAUUCGCGGCGAGUGGGAGGGACCCACGGAUUUCAUGCCCAGUCACUUCCUCACGCAGGAGCCCCGCCACGCGCUUUUGCUGCCGGACAGGCUCGAGCCUGUGGCAUACACGGCCCUCAGCUACACCUGGGGCCCCAACGUGUUUGACGCCCUGGUGGAGCUGGAUGGCUACAAGAGGCCGGUCACCGCGGCUCUCGAGCGAGCGCUCAGGCGCUUCCGCCGGCCGGACGCCAGCUUGGUGAUGUGGAUCGACCAGCUGUGCAUCAACCAGGCAGACGAGGGUGAGAAGGAGAAGCAGAUCCCGCUAAUGGGGCGCGUGUACGCCCAGUCGUCCAACACGCUGGUCUGGCUUGGUGACGCUGCCCCCGGGUCUGCCAAGGCGAUCGCGCUGCUCGAGCAGAUUGCCAGGGAGAUGCACAUGGACAUGAAGCCCCUUGAGCUCCCAGCCGACCUUGCCCGCCGCUACCUUCCCGGGCCCGAAGACGAGGCGUGGAAAGCAGUUCGAGAUUUCUUCCUGCGGCCUUGGUUCACGAGGGUGUGGAUCAACCAGGAGGUCUGGAUGCCCGAAAUCAUCUUGGCCAUGUGCGGUAAUGAGGCGAUCAACUGGGAAAUGCUGCUCACGGCAUAUAAUAAUCUUCGAAUCUCAGGCCUUUCAACAUGGAUGUUCGAAACGCUACCACCACCAGAAGAUGUGGCGGAUCGCGGAAUCGACGUCAUCGCUCGGGCUGGUCGGCUCUGGGAUAUAUCCCCACAGAGCAAGAGCUACGUUAGGCAGACGGAAUUGAUAGACAAGAUCCGUGACCGCCGAUGCUACGACCCCCGCGACAAGGUGUACGGGCUAAUGGGGAUGCUGAAGACUCCAAAGUGGAAGAAGGUUAGCUACUCGCAAGAUUAUCCCACAUCCAUGCUGUACCGAGACGUGGCGGCGUACGGGUUGGAAAACAUACCGCACAACCUGGAUCACAUCCUGGCGAGCGUCGAUCACGAAUACACACAAACGACGGCGGGACUCCCGUCGUGGGUUCCCGACUGGGACCAGGCGCGCCAAACAUGGCCCCUUUGCGAUAACUUUUCGGGUGUGUACGGCUCAGGGAAUAAGCAGCGCUUCCCGCUCCCGCAUGACGAACUCGAGACAAAGACGAGGAUAAAAGGUCACGAGCACGAAGCAAAGAUAAUGAUUGAAGGCGUCGAGUUGCAUAGCCGGGCGGUGUUUGCCGACAGGGUCGUCCAAACCUCGGGGCGGUUAACGGAGCCGGACAUCAGUCUUGUCAGCCCACAGACGACAAACAAGGACUUCCUUGUGGCCUGCGCCGACUUGGCGGCAGUAGCAGCUCCUCGCUCGCCGUACAUGGGCAGUUCAGGAGCCCCAUCCGCGAGCGGGGUGCCGCAAGAAGGCAAGAAGGCAUUCGAGGCCUUUUGGCGAACUCUUGUCGCCGACAAGGACGACACCAACAUGCAGCGCGCCCCAGAGCUGUACGGCGAGGUCGUCAGCUUCCUCCUGGACCAGUCCACAGGACGCAGCCCUUCUUUCCCCGGGCAGACCUACUCCCCACGGCAGCGCAGACCCAAGGGCAAGGGAGGGUUGGACCUCGACAUGCUGUCGGGGAAAAGGACGAUGGGAAUGGCGUUCCGCAGCCUGCGUGACGCGGCCCAGCGAGCGGCCAAGAAUCGCCGCUUCGUCGUGACGGAAAAGAGCAUGUUUGGGCUGGUGCCGCACUGGGCGCGCGAGGGGGACGACAUCGCCAUCAUCCAGGGUUGCAAUAUCCCGUUUGUGCUCCGCAGGGCUGAUAGAGCUGGCGGGCGCGGCUACCAUGUCAUUGGGGAAUGCUACGUGCAUGGCAUCAUGAGCGGGGAGGUGUUUGCGUCUGGGGAUAAAAAGUCGGCUGAUAUUGUGCUGGUGUAG